Molecule: messenger RNA, 1128 nt
Organism: Pyricularia grisea
Lineage: Eukaryota; Fungi; Ascomycota; Sordariomycetes; Magnaporthales; Pyriculariaceae
Exons: 1
Coding region: 1-1128 (375 amino acids)
Source: RefSeq, a predicted model, not a curated record
AUGUCAAACCCCAGCAAUCAGAAAAAGUACUGGGUGAUAUUCUACCAGGACGCAAAGCAAUGGAUGCACAUCUUCCACAGCUCCCUCAGGAGUGGUAAGUCUUUCCAAGCCCAGGUCGUCGUGCGCUAUGUGGGAGAGAAAAACAAGCUAACCGGCGAGGCAUCUGUGCGAAAGCGUCCCGAGGACAAACACGACUCAGAGGGCCGCGGGGCGCUCAGGAACGAGGCAGAUAACCUCGCUUCGCUGGAGCGGGAUCUAAAAGGUAAGGGUUCGUCGCUGGGUGACGCCCACAUCGCGGAGCUGUUGCGUAAAACCGAUCGUGCCUCCAAGGACGCUCCACAUUCUGUGAUCAACGUCGAGGCCAGCUACUGGAAGCUCUACAACCUCGGCUCCCUGCACGGGGUCUUGCUCAAGCUGCGGAGCCACGAUGCGGCCAGGAGCACCCUGCCUGCCGUGGCCGCCCGCGUUGCUGGGCACAUGCUGAUUGCCAUCAAGUCCAGCCUGGUGACGCCGGAGCGAGGCCUGCUGCACAACGAUAUUGUCAGCGGCAACGUGUUUGUACACUUUCCACCGGGCGGGAACGAGAAGCUCCCCGACUUUUACCUUGGAGACUGGGGAGACAGCAAAACGGAAAACAGGCCACGGUGGAGGGUCGCAGGUGUUCGAGAGAGUCUCAAGAGCCUCGACAGAAUUCUGGGUGAGAUCAAGCAGCUGCAAACGGCCGAAUCGACCGUCUACGAUCAACUAUCUGGUGUUUUGAAUAGCAUCUUUACAGAAGCGCCGAAUUCAGACCAGCUACUCCUUGCGUUCCUUGCCAAGCGGCUGGAAAAGGCCGUCGAAACGGCGGCUCAGCUCGAGAAAACUGCCCUCGAGGCCGUGGCGGGGAGCAUCGACUCCGUGACCGCCAUCCUGAAGAGCUUUGUGAUAGUCCCGGAACCUGCACGCUACAGAACUGUGGAGGAAGCGGAAGCGGUCGUCGAGGCGAAGCAACUCCGCGGCUGUACGCUGCAGCUGGUAGAGAACGGCAAGAUCGAUUUCAGAAAGGGUCAGGUGCCGGGCGGGAGCGAUUCCUCUUCCUCAAGCGACUCGUCGAUAGCGGAUUUGGUUGGAGAUUUGGCCGGGCUUUAA